AUCCAAAAGAGAAGUCCUUCGCUGGUUUUGCUUUAUCAAAGUGGCACGAUGGCUGCUGCCUGGGAGUCUAAGCGGUUCGGAAAACACUUCCUACGAACACAGCAGAGCUUCGAACUCUGCGAAUGGCAGGUUCCGCCAGCGGAAUGGGGUCUUCAAAUGCCUCACCGAAUCCUUCUGCUCCCAAAAUCCUGCUCGCUAAGCCUUCAGCGGGACUGGUCCUUGGUAAAUUCGGACGUGGAGGCCCCGAUGAUGAAACGGUGCAACAUCGGUCCCGUCUUCCUCCAGUUGGUUCCCUCAAUCUCCUCUCUGAUUCAUGGGAGUUUCACAUCGAUCGCUUCCUCCCUUUUUUAACUGAGAAUACUGAUUUCAUGGUUGUUGGGAUCAUUGGUCCACUGGGUGCUGGCAAGUCAACGAUCAUGAAUGAGCUUUAUGGCUUUGAUGGAAUAUCACCAGGCGAUGGUGUAAGUUGUUUUUUCACUUUCCUUGCAGAGUUGGAGUGCUAACACAUUUUUUGAAUUGAUUCAGCAUCUUUGUUAUUAUUUUUUAAAUGUAUUUUGCAAGUAUAGUACUUUGUUUUUGGUAAGAAGAACUGUGGUGAAGUAAGGGUUGUUGUAGAAAUUUCAUGCUUAGUGGUUUCAGAAUUUU
Messenger RNA from Rubroshorea leprosula, 645 nucleotides. The record is from the annotation of a GenBank genome assembly. Lineage: Eukaryota; Viridiplantae; Streptophyta; Magnoliopsida; Malvales; Dipterocarpaceae.